Striga hermonthica is the source of this 1974-nucleotide messenger RNA. Lineage: Eukaryota; Viridiplantae; Streptophyta; Magnoliopsida; Lamiales; Orobanchaceae. The record is from the annotation of a GenBank genome assembly.
AUGGGAGCCGGUUCGCCGGAGUACCUUGCGGAUAAGGUUGAAGAGUUGGCUUCCAUGAAACUGAAACAAAGAAAACCGGGUUUUGUAAUCACUGAGGAGCUUAUUAUAUGUUUUGUUGGGUUGUUUUCUUUGUUAUCAUUUGCGGUUUCUUCAGUAAACUAUCACUAUGUGACAAGUAGUAGUGGCUUUACUAGUGUCGACCCAAGUGACAAAGCUGCAAUCUUGGAGUUUAAGUCUCAUUUGCAAGACCCUUUUAACCAUCUGUCCAGCUGGACUGACGAAAAUGGCUCUGCCAGCUGGAUCGGCUUCACCAUCUCCAACCAGACCGGCCGGCUCACGUCCCUUAACCUCACCGGACUCAGCCUUUCCGGCCCGCUCCACUCCUCUCUCUGCAACCUCACUUAUCUAGAAACGCUUGUAUUGUCGAGCAAUGCAUUCUUUGGCUCGGUUCCUUCUUGCUUGCCAAAAAACCUUAAAAUCUUGGAUCUUAGUUACAAUGCCUUCAACGACUCCAUCCCGCAAGCGCUAGUGAUACUGAGCCAGCUGGCUGUGCUUGACCUAAGCCACAACGCGUUUGGCGGUGAAAUCCCGGCUUGGAUUGGUAAUUUCUCUUCGAGGCUUGAAAAACUUAAUCUUGAGUCCAAUAAUUUACGUGGCGAGAUUCCUGAUAGCUUGUAUGACUCAAUGUCAUUGCAAUACUUAGAUUUGUCCCACAAUUACUUAACAGGAAAUCUCGGUGAUUUUCAUGGGGCCUUAGUUUAUCUUGAUUUGGAGUUCAACAUGCUAUCUGGUACUCUACCCUGUUUUUUAACCUCGUCUGAAUCUCUCUCGGUGCUUAACUUGGCCUGCAACUCGAUCGAGGGAGGGAUACCGGCCUGCAUUGCUAGCUGUCACGGCCUCAGGCAGCUCAACUUGUCAUUCAAUGACUUGCAAUAUGGGAUUUCUCCAAGAUUAGUUUUUUCAGAAGAAAUAAUUGUCCUGGACUUGAGUUUCAAUAGUCUGUCGGGCAAUCUUCCCCAGAAUAUUAUCGGGACCCCUGAAAAAUCGAGCCUUUUAAUCUUGGAUUUGUCCAACAAUCAGUUCACUGGCAACAUCCCACCAGCCAUUACCGAGUUGAAAAACUUGCAGGCCUUGUUUCUUUCCCAUAAUCGUCUAACGGGCGAGAUUCCCGAUAGAAUUGGAAACUUAACAUAUCUUCAAGUCAUAGAUUUGUCGCACAAUUUAUUGUCGGGCUCGAUCCCGUUGAAUAUCGUGGGUUGUUUUCAGUUACUAGCGUUGAAUUUGAAUCAUAACAAUCUUUCGGGCGAAAUACCACCGGAACUCGACGCGUUAGAUAGUUUGAAGAUAUUGUCUUUAAGCAACAAUCGGAUUUUCGGUGAGAUUCCUCUCACUUUGGCAGGGUGCAAGUCGUUAGAGGUGGUGGAUUUGAGCUUUAAUUAUCUAUCGGGUACUUUGAAUGAUGCCGUGACAAAAUGGUCGAAGCUCAGAUUCCUCUCUCUAUCACACAAUAUGUUCAAUGGAUCCUUACCCGGUUGGUUGUUUGCUUUCCAGGAUAUCCAAAUAAUCGAUCUAUCUGGAAACGGGUUUUCUGGAUAUUUACCGAACGGUACUAAUUUCAACACUAGCUCGAGUUUCAAUCGCAUCGAUUUUAAACAACGGGCAUCAUCGGUUUCGUUCACUAAUCUAGACGUUCGGGUUUCAGUAAAAGUAGCUGAUAAGAACGUGUUGAAUUUGAUAUUCACGUACGACUUUCCGCCCGUAGUAGGAAUUGACAUUUCGGAUAACUCGCUUCACGGAGAAAUUCCCGGUGGGAUUUUCGGGUUGCAGGGUCUCGACUACUUAAACCUCUCGUAUAAUUUUCUCGACGGGCAAAUUCCGGUAGGUUUGGGGAAGAUGUUGAGCUUGAAAGUCUUGGACCUUUCGCACAAUUCGUUCGCAGGGCUACUCGAGAUUCCCAGGAGCGUUUGCGGGUAA